Molecule: messenger RNA, 414 nt
Organism: Spodoptera littoralis (African cotton leafworm)
Lineage: Eukaryota; Metazoa; Arthropoda; Insecta; Lepidoptera; Noctuidae
Source: the annotation of a GenBank genome assembly
AUGUCGUUCUCAGGCAAGAAAUUCAGAAGAGUGCGAUCAGAAAAUAUUGAAGAAAUAGUUAAAGCUACCAGCACAGAUGAAAGAGUAAUACAUAUGUUGACAAGCAACGCACCAAUCUUCUCCUUCACCCGAAUCGAUGAGGACCACUUCAACUUCACACUGCAGAUGAGCAACAGAACCAUGACACAUGACUUCAAGCUGGGAGAGGAACAUGAAAUGGAGAGGCGAGAUGGCUCCAAGGUUAGACUAACAUACACGUUAGAAGGUGACAACGUUUUAAAACAAGUCAUCAUACCGAAAGAUGGAAGAGUAGCAUACUUCAGGCGAGACUUUGGAGAAAAAGAAGCUAAAAUGACAAUCACAAUGGAAGGCACAGAUAUAAAAGCGACAGUAUACUAUGAACAGAUUGAAUAA